CCGGAGUAGUUAGUGCCAGUGAAGUGCGGGCGGCGAUGAGAGCGAAAGUUGCGCUCGCCUCGGCGCGGGGGGCUUGAGGGGGCUUUAAGGGGCUUGACGCGGCUCCGCGCUCCGCCCGCCAGAGCCGCCCCCAGCCUCAGCCCGCGCCCCGGGCUCCCGCCGCGCCCGCCCCGCGCCGCCCCCCCCACCUCACGGCCGGCGCCCCCUCCUCAGGAGCCGCGGGUCCCCGGCUCUUCGGCCCGGGCCCGGCCCCCGCCGAUGCCGGCCAUGGUGGAGAAGGGCCCCGAGGUCUCAGGGAAGCGGAGAGGGAGGAACAACGCGGCCGCUUCGGCCGCCGCCGCCGCCACCGCCUCGGCCGCCGCCGCCGCCGCGGCCGCGCAGGCCGCCUCGGCCGCCGCCUCCGCGUCCGGCGCGGCCUCGGCGUCCGCCGCCCCCAGCAAUGGGCAGAACAAAAGUUUGGCGGCGGCGGCGCCCAAUGGCAACAGCAGCGGCAACUCCUGGGAGGAAGGCAGCUCGGGCUCGUCCAGCGACGAGGAGCACGGUGGCGGCGGCAUGAGGGUCGGACCCCAGUACCAGGCGGUGGUGCCCGACUUCGACCCGGCCAAACUGGCAAGACGGAGUCAAGAAAGAGACAACCUUGGUAUGCUGGUCUGGUCUCCUAAUCAGAAUCUGUCAGAGGCAAAACUGGAUGAGUACAUUGCCAUUGCUAAAGAGAAGCAUGGGUACAACAUGGAACAGGCUCUUGGGAUGCUUUUUUGGCAUAAGCAUAAUAUUGAAAAAUCUUUGGCUGAUUUGCCCAACUUUACCCCAUUCCCAGAUGAGUGGACUGUGGAAGAUAAAGUCUUGUUUGAGCAAGCCUUUAGUUUUCAUGGGAAAACUUUUCAUAGAAUCCAACAAAUGCUUCCUGAUAAAUCUAUUGCAAGUCUGGUGAAAUUUUACUACUCUUGGAAAAAGACAAGGACUAAAACCAGUGUUAUGGAUCGCCAUGCUCGGAAGCAGAAGCGGGAGCGUGAGGAAAGUGAGGAUGAACUGGAAGAAACAAAUGGAAAUAACCCCAUUGACAUUGAGGUUGAUCAAAACAAGGAAAGCAAAAAGGAGGUCCCCCCAGCUGAGACAGUUCCUCAGGUCAAAAAAGAAAAACAUAGCACACAGGCUAAAAAUAGAGCGAAAAGGAAACCUCCAAAAGGAAUGUUUCUUUCUCAAGAAGAUGUGGAGGCUGUUUCUGCCAAUGCCACUGCUGCUACCACGGUGCUGAGACAGCUGGAUAUGGAGCUGGUUUCACUCAAGCGCCAGAUUCAGAAUAUUAAACAGACAAACAGUGCUCUCAAAGAAAAACUUGAUGGUGGAAUAGAACCGUACCGACUUCCGGAGAUGGUUCAGAAAUUUAAUGCACGUUGGACCACAGAAGAGCAGCUUCUCGCCGUACAAGCCAUCAGGAAAUAUGGCCGAGAUUUUCAGGCAAUCUCAGAUGUGAUUGGGAACAAAUCAGUGGUACAAGUGAAAAACUUUUUUGUAAAUUAUCGACGGCGCUUCAACAUAGAUGAAGUUUUACAAGAAUGGGAGGCAGAACAUGGCAAAGAAGAGACCAAUGGGCCCAGUAACCAGAAACCUGUAAAGUCCCCGGAUAAUUCUAUUAAGAUGCCUGAAGAGGAAGACGAGGCUGCUUCUGUUCUCGACGUCAGAUAUAUGGCCGCCUCCUGAGGAGCACUGGCCGCUCGGACACUUGGUAUGGACUACGGUGUUGUCCAGGAUAUCAGGUAUUACCAGACAUCUCCUAGCCAUCUGCAUCACAUCUCUGUGGACAAGCAGCUACUACCAAAAAAAGGCAUCUACUUCCAGUCCUGUGCUGCACCUGCCUUAAUUCUUCGCUCGUUCCUCCACGUUGGCGCCACUUCCCAGAGCGCCCCAUCGCACCUUUCCCGCUCUGCCCGAGUGCUGGGAGAUCUCACGGCCCGUGCACCUCCCGGGACUCUGGGAGCUGUCUCCCCAGUCAGAGCCCCCCCCCACGGCAGCUCCUCCCAGUCCACAGCUUCGGAACAGGGAGCCGGCUAGGAAGGCUCAGCGCUCUUCCCGCAUGGCCUGCAGUUUCUUUGUGCAUAAUGUAAUUUUCAGAGUAACUGUGACCCUCGUGACCUUCUAGAAAGUUCCUCAUGUUCUUUCCUGAGGCCACCACCUAAGUUAUAUCAUGCUUCUUUGGAAGUCACACCCAUGGGCAGGCUGCAUGGUAAUCCUCAUUGUGCCAAGUGUCCAGAUGGGACCCUCGCUUCCCUAAACUUGGGGUGUAAUUAUGGCUUAUAAACGUGGUGGGCCUCAGCCUCUCCCUUCUCCCUUCCCAAGUGGUCGGAAGCCCGUUCACGGCACCUGUCCUUGGACACUACAGCCUGCAGGGCACGUGGACCCCGAAGCUUUUGGCUUUGUUUCUCAGCGUUGUCGUCGCAGGACGGUUGCCCCCCUCAUUCCCCCCCCACCUAGCUCCAAGAGAUUUGGUCCACACCACUGUACCUGGUGCUCGUACCCUUGGAAUCGGUGCCUUCUCCCUUUGGCAACCAGAUUAUCGAUCUUUUUUGUGUUUUCGUGUCUUAUUUCUUUUCUAAAGUAUAUUGCUUGCCAAAGAUGACAUCACUGGGAUUAAGAGACAGGGGAGGGCUGGCUGCAGAUUCUGACAGCAUGCAGGGUCCACAUGUCAGGUUAGCUCAGUAAAGGGUAUUGGAAUAGCUGGUGAUGGUUUUAUAAAAGCUACACAUUGUCCCCUGGUCUCCUGGUUUGCCUUUUACAUGUCACUCCAUAUAUCCUUUUGGUCCUUCACGUACUGAUGUGAUCCACCACAGCACCACCCCUCUUUUAUUAUUAUAGUACAGGGCAGAGAAGUGAUCGAUUUAUAGGUCUGUGAGGACCAAGAUGAAAAGAAACAAUCUACAAAAUGGUAUGUAAUGCCUUCUGCUUGGGCUGGUAACUAGUAAAAAUUUCUAAUAAAUGUUCUAAGACUCCAGAAUGAUUUUGAUUUUUUAACAGAUUGUGGACCUCCUGUGGGGUUGAGGAACAGAUAGUCAAACUGCAUUCUUAUGGAAUCCUCUUUCCCCAUCUCCACACUCAGUUCAGCCUGCACAAGAUAUGUUGAAGUACCUUUUCUGUUUUAAUUUUUAAUUUUUUGGCCUCAUUUUCAAAGUUAAACACUUUUUCUGCUUUGAGUACCAAAAAGGGGGGCAGGGGGAUGCAGAUGCUCUAAGACAUAAAUGGAAUUCUUAAGAAUUUUAAAUAUGCAAUUAAAAUUUGAUGCGUUUUUGAGUCCCAAGCACCUUGCUUUUCUUCUAAGUCAGCUGAUUUUUUUUCUUUAGAAAGAGUCAGCUAGAGACUGACCCUAGAGAUUGGAAUUGUGUAUUUUUUUUUAGAAACUAGAGAAAGGUCAUUCAAAAGGGGAGUAAAAUGGGACUUUUCCAACUUUUGUAAUUUUGCACCUAUGCCAGGUGUCUGUUGGUCAGGUAAAAGCAUGCAAGAAACAGCAGCAGAGCAGAGCGAGGGCAUGCACAGCUCGCUUUUCCUACCUGGAGACAAAAUAACACUAGAAACGAUGGAGACUUUUGUUUGUGUUUGUAUCACAAACCUGCUGUGUGUACUGGAAAAUGGCAGGAAAAACAUGGGGUGGAGUCCGCAUGGGUUUUGCACAUCUUUUAAAGGGGACACUAAGGAUGACCCAAAGCUUUGGGUUCUCCUUGCUUCUUGUCCAGACGUCCUUCGUAUUAAAGCAGCAGUAGGCAGCUUGCUGCAGUGGGUUUCUCACUCUGCCGGGAGAUCUGUUCCUCUCCACGCCCAGGCUCUUUUCCUUAAGAAUCGAUCCUUCCGGGCAGUGCUUUGAGGUUUGAUGCUAAUUAUUAUUUAGCAGGACCAGCAGACAGCAGUGCCAGGCAUUCGUCUGCAUUCUGCACUGUCCUAGUGCUUGGCUCCUGGCACUGAGUGGGCUCCAGUCCCGAGAGGUCACAGUGCUGGGGCACUUAGGAUCUCAGCAGUUGAAUUUUGGCUUUCUCCCCAAGGAAGAGGGGCACAUAAUGUUCAUUUGACAGAAAGAAAAAAGAUAGAGUCUUGGCCUGACUGCCUUUGUUGUAGUUUCAUGCAUAAGAUAGCACUGUGCUUUAAACAUGUUUUCAUUACACAGUCUUUGCAAUGAUGUUGUAAAUGCAAGAAAUCACUUAGCUUUAAAAGUUGAGUGGUUUGGUCUAUUUAUGUGAAGACCCUUUUUAACAUAUCAAGAAUUAGGUGCAUCAGCAGGUCGUGUCUGGGGUGUCAAGGGUCCACCAUGAUAACCGCUUAAGACGUAAUGUUCCCUUAAGCUUUGUCUUCUUAAAAAUUAUCAAUGUGAAUGUCAUAAUUAUAUAUAUUUUUGUGGAAAAUUCUCCUAAGUAUAAGUUAUUGUGCAAAAUAUAGUAUCAUUAAGCAAAUGAUAGUUUAACUUUUAGUUUAGAAAUCCUAAAAGAUAUAAAUUGUAUUGCGUAUGCAUUAAAAGUUUGUUUUAUUUAAUUUUAUGUGUAUGUGUAAAGUGUUAGGUAAAAUUUUUUUUCACUUAUCCAUUCAGACACCUUAUUACUUGAAUGUUGUGUUAACUGGUCUGAACGGUGAUGGACUCGGUAAUGUGGCUCUUUGGCCCUGGUUGUGCUGGUCAGGGAGGUGAAGGAGCCCAGGGGUCACUGGCCUCGGCAGAGCCACGUCCAACUCGUCCUCUUGGUGGGUUUGUGCCUGCCGGGACACUAGUUCCUCCAAACGGUGUUUGAUUGUUUUCAACUGGUAAGACCCUUUGAUGGCCACAAACCUCUAAUCAUAAAAUGAAAAUGAAAGAAUAGUUGAGUUUUAAAACCCUACUGUGGUGGGCUAAUUAAGCAGUUGUUUUCUGUGUAUAUAAAGUUUUCUCAAACACACCACUGUAAGUGUGCUCAUUGUCACUUUAAAUUUCAACUAUGCCCGAUUUUUGUCUUCUAAGAUGUACCAUUGGUGCAAUUGCACACCAAAAAUAAGCCAAGCAGUGCACUACACUAACUGGAUCCCUGCUUGUGGGAGCAAAGGAAAGAGGGAACCAACUCAAAACCAAGAGCCUCCUUUUCUCUUUUGUCUAGCCUGUUUCUAAAUCUAGUGACCUAGGAUUCAAGCUUUUAAUAUCAAGUGAAACUUUGCCUCAGAUUGGCUCAGUGUGGUCAGCUAAUCUGAAUCAGUGAUCUUGUGCAAUGCUUGAAAACAGACACUCCUUCUGCCCCUCCCUGGAUCUCUGCAGCUUUUCCUAAUUUUAGUAAAGCACAAUUGCAGUCACAUUACAGUUCAGAAGAAGGAAGGUCAGUAUAGUCUAUGCAUGUUGUAUAAUAUUGAGUGUUUACAGUCAUCAUCUCCUAAAACUAAAAUUUAUACUGGAGUGGAUAGUAUUCCAUUAUGUAGACUUAAUCAGUUUUGCUAAGUGCUUUUUAGAUUGCUUAAAAAUUUUUCAAGAUUUUAAAAGAUGUAUAAGGUUAAGUUUGCAAAUAUAACGGAAAUGCUGUAUAUCUUUUGAAGUGAUAAAAUCCACGUUGGAAUUUUAAAGAAAAUACAUUGUAAUAAUGCUGUUGUAAGUAAUAUUUUAACGUCUCUCUUUGCCUGUUUUCUAUUUCAGCACAUUCAUUGUGGUGAAUGUUCGUAGCAUUAUAAUUGCUUAGCCGUUGAAUGAUAACAUUUGUUAGUGGAAAUUGGAAGGUUUAUUUGUGAAAUUCUGCAGAAUUCCUUUUUCUAUUUCCAAUAUUUGCUGACGUUAAAUAAAAAUUUUCAAGCCA
Choloepus didactylus (southern two-toed sloth) is the source of this 5783-nucleotide messenger RNA. RefSeq names its product REST corepressor 1 (gene RCOR1). Lineage: Eukaryota; Metazoa; Chordata; Mammalia; Pilosa; Megalonychidae. Gene Ontology annotation, cellular component: histone deacetylase complex; transcription regulator complex. The record is from RefSeq and is a predicted model, not a curated record. Gene Ontology annotation, molecular function: transcription corepressor activity. Gene Ontology annotation, biological process: negative regulation of DNA-templated transcription; regulation of transcription by RNA polymerase II.